AUAUUUCAAAUAGAUUAUUUUUAAAUUAAGAAAUGACCGAGCCUGGAAACAUUAAUAGUCUUUAUAACACGUUCAAGACAAAAUACACCCAUUACGUCCCCGAUGGCCAAGGACGAGACAAGUACAUCAUCCUGAAUAACGGAGGGCUAUGCUCAGAAGGAAAGAGGCCCUUUUUCACAAGCAGCAGAUACCCUUGUGACCCUCCGAACAAAAUGGCUAUAGCUCCUCAAAGACAGGCUACUAGCUUCAAGUACGUUUCUGACGGGUCUGGAAGAGACUUUUAUGUCACUUUCAACUCAGGUGGGCUUGAAUCUGCCUAUAUCCCUGGCCAGAAGCAUCCGAAUGUUGCUUUUUUCUCAUCGUUAAGAUCUAAUAAUAAAAUUGUUAAAAUAAAAAGGCACAUUAGUCCGAAGGACAGAGAUUUUCGUAAGAGAUGAAGGUCCACUCAAAAGCAAUUGGUGAAGAGGCUCACUGCCAGCUCUACCCAAUGGAAGGAAAUAACCAAAGAUUUUAGAGAUUCCGUCAGUAGGAGAAAGAAGAGAUCUGAAUCUAUAACUAUAGUUAAUAGAUCUACUACUUCUUCAAUUAAUGGCAGCAGGAAUAAGAAGAUUAAUGAUUGUAUUUCUAGGUCUUCUGUCCGAAACAUGAACUCACAUCAGAACAUUACUGUCUCUGAAUAUGAUGACAAACCCUUGCAGAAGAAGCCGAUAGAAAGCCACUCUCAAGAUAGAUUUAAAGGUAUAAAGAUCUCCAGCUACCUUAAACGUGACAAGGAUAAUAAAAGGUGUUUUUCUAAUGAAAGAAGAGGCCAGCCGGGGAUCAACAAUUCUUUAAAGAUCAGGAAGACCAAACAAUUGAGCCAGACAAAGUUGAAGAACCUGUUAAACAACAAUCCAAAUAAAAGAACGAACCAGACUCAAAAUAAAACUAUUAAACUUGCUGUGAAUGGAUCUAUAAUCAGACAAAACAAGAUAUUCUCUAAUAUUAAGACCAUGGAUGCCAGAAAAUAGGGCUGAAACACAUAAUGUAUCAGUUAUUCAACCAUAAUAA
Molecule: messenger RNA, 1050 nt
Organism: Moneuplotes crassus
Lineage: Eukaryota; Ciliophora; Spirotrichea; Euplotida; Euplotidae
Source: the annotation of a GenBank genome assembly